Molecule: messenger RNA, 1062 nt
Organism: Cotesia congregata
Lineage: Eukaryota; Metazoa; Arthropoda; Insecta; Hymenoptera; Braconidae
Source: the annotation of a GenBank genome assembly
AUGUCUUCGGAUUCUGGGAUUAAAAAAUAUUAUUUAAAGCGUAAUAAUUGGGUGGAGAGUUUAAGAAGCGGGGUAGUUAAUGAUCGGUACAAAAAAUUAGAAGACGGUUGGGAUGAUACUAAUAUUAUAAAACAUCCUCGUGAAAAAAAGUGGCAAAUAACAAUGAACGGAGGCUACACGGUAGACAGUAUCGAUGGAAAAAUAAUAGAAUCUAACUCGCGUCGUAAAUCCACCUCCCGUUUGUCUCUUUGCAGUAAGAAUUUAAAGAGAAAUAAUAAUAAACGGCAUUACAAGUCUUCCGGUAAUGUUAUCGAAUGGGAAAAAUUAUUGGAAAUGGCAUCGGCGAGAAAACUUGCUAAAAAUAAACGUUUAUUUAAUAAUCCGCUUCAGGCUAUGAGUGAAACUUGUUUAUUAAAAGACUUGACAUUGCUUCUUGAGGAUAAAGUGUCACAACACGAUCAGGCAAGAAGUGAAAAACAUUUAGCUGAAGAACAAUCGUGGCUUGCAUCGGAACACGUGUGGCUUUUGCAUCGAGGUGGAUUUACAUUAGCAACAAGAUCAGAAGCCUCGGCUGAUCCCGAUACGGGUAAAUUGAGAAUAAAACUUGUUCCCGGUGGUGAAGAACUUCUUGUAGACGAAGAAGAUGUGGAGAAGGCAAAUCCACCUCAGUUUGACAUGGUCGAAGAGCUCUCUCAACUGCGAUUUCUCAAUGAAUCUUCAGUACUGCACACGCUGAGACAGAGAUACGCAAAUAAUCUUAUUCAUACCUACGCUGGCGACAGCAUGGUAGUGAUUAAUCCUGUCGCGCCCCUGGCAAUCUACUCGGAAAAGGUAGUGCAUAUGUUCAAAGGCUGCAAAAAUGAAGAUAUGCCACCGCAUAUAUACGCAAUGGCACAAUCCGCCUACAGAGGAAUGCUUGCGACAAGAAGAGAUCAUUCACUCGUUUUUCUAGGUCGCAGCGGAGCUGGAAAAACAACAAACUUCAAACACGCCUUGCACUAUCUUAUUCUAGCUGCGGGGACUGUUAAUAAAGUAUUUAUUUAUUCAUUUUUGUUACAAUAA